This is a messenger RNA of Drosophila arizonae, 667 nucleotides long. RefSeq names its product NADH dehydrogenase [ubiquinone] 1 beta subcomplex subunit NP15.6 (gene NP15.6). Lineage: Eukaryota; Metazoa; Arthropoda; Insecta; Diptera; Drosophilidae. Gene Ontology annotation, cellular component: respiratory chain complex I. The record is from RefSeq and is a predicted model, not a curated record.
GUGAAACGGUCACACUGCGCCAUCAGCGAACGCAAAGUAAAAUAUUUACGUGAAAUUGCGAAUAAUUUGUAGCGUAUUGAAGCGAUGUCUGCGCUCUUUCGCCUAACCAGCCGUGCCGUGGCACUGCAGCGCUCAGCAGCGCUCAAUCAGGCAGCAGCGCUACGCCUGUGCCGCAGCAUCAAAACAUCACCCAAGAAGGAUGAAACGGUUGCAGCACCAGCCACCGUUACGACCGAAGACUUUGCUAAUCCCAACCCAAAGAACUGGAUAAGCUACGGCUUCGAUUACAAAAGUGAGGCUGAGGAUCGCAAAGCAACAAAAUCGACAUUCUUCUUUGCAGUCACACUGUGCCUUGUGUGGGGCACAUUUUAUUGGUCCUAUUUACCCGAUACGAAGUUGCGCGACUGGGCUCAACGCGAGGGCUUUUUGGAGCUGCGUCGCCGCGAGGAAGCGGGCGUCGAUUUGAUUAGCCCCAAUUAUGUGGAUCCCGAUAAGAUUGUGCUGCCAUCGGACGAGGAUCUCGGCCAAACGGAAAUUAUUAUUUAAACAAUUAGUGAACUAACCCUUAGUUUGUUUUGUAAGCGAAUGUUAUGUAAUGGAAAAUGCUGUUGGCCACAGCGGAACGCGUUUCAUGUGCGUAAAUAAACGAACAUAUUUCGGCACGAAC